GCCUUAGCGGGGUAGAGGGCAUCACUGGGGUACCAAAGGUUCCCUGAAGGAGGCCUUGAAUGAUGGGCAGGUGGGCUCAGCCAGGCAACCUAGGAGUCGGCAUGCGGUGACGCUGGCCUCAGAGCCGACAGGGAGCUCAGCCCAGGCCACCCGUUCACUAGAGGGCGGGACAGCUAGUCCCAAGCCCGCUGACUUCCCCGGGACCUGUGGGCACUCUAGGACCACAGGUGUGCCCUCUCCAGCCUAGAGAUGCCAAACAGCCACCCAAAUGUCAGGAGAGAUGGACAAGCCGCUGAUCAGCCGCCGCCUGGUGGACAGUGAUGGGAGCCUUGCCGAGACCCCCAGUGAAGCCCCCAAAGUGGGCAUCCUGGGCAGUGGGGACUUUGCCCGCUCCCUGGUCACACGCCUGGUGGGCUCUGGCUUUAGCGUGGUGGUGGGGAGCCGCAACCCCAAACGCACGGCUGGGCUGUUCCCCUCAGCGGCACAAGUGACUUUCCAGGCGGAGGCAGUGGACUCCCCUGACGUCAUCUUUGUGGCCAUGUUCCGGGAGCACUACUCCUCACUGUGUGGCCUCAGCGACCAACUGGCUGGCAAGAUCCUCGUGGAUGUGAGCAACCCCACAGAGCAGGAGCACCUCCGGCACCGUGAGUCCAAUGCUGAGUACCUGGCUUCCCUCUUCCCCACCUGCACGGUGGUCAAGGCCUUCAAUGUCAUCUCCGCCUGGACCCUACAGUCCGGCCCAAGGGAUGGGAACAGGCAGGUGCCUAUCUGCAGUGACCACCCGGAUGCCAAGCGGGCCGUCUCGGAGAUGGUGCAGGCCAUGGGCUUCAUGCCCGUGGACAUGGGGUCCCUGGUCUCGGCCCGGGAGGUGGAGGCCAUGCCUCUGCGCCUCCUCCCGGGCUGGAAGGUGCCCGCCCUCCUGGCCCUGGGGCUCUUCAUCUUCUUCUACGUCUACAACUUCGUCCGGGACGUCCUGCAGCCCUACGUGCGGGACGGCAAGAGCAAGUUCUACAAGCUGCCCGUGUCCGUAGUCAACACGACGCUGCCGUGCGUGGCGUACGUGCUGCUGUCCCUAGUGUACCUGCCUGGCGUGCUGGCGGCCGCCCUGCAGCUGCGCCGCGGCACCAAGUACCGCCGCUUCCCCGACUGGCUGGACCAUUGGCUGCAGCACCGCAAGCAGAUAGGCCUGCUCAGCUUCUUCUGCGCCGCGCUGCACGCCCUCUACAGCUUCUGCCUGCCCCUGAGCCGCGUGAACCGCUACGAGGUGGUCAACCUCGCCAUCAAACAGGUCCUGGCCAACAAGAGUCACCUGUGGAUCGAGGAGGAAGUCUGGCGGAUGGAGAUCUACCUCUCCCUGGGAGUGCUGGCCCUUGGCACGCUGUCCCUGCUGGCUGUCACGUCCCUGCCCUCCAUUGCAAACUCGCUCAACUGGAGAGAGUUCAGCUUCGUUCAGUCGACCCUGGGCUUUGUGGCCCUGGUGCUGAGCACCCUGCACACACUCACCUAUGGCUGGACCCGUGCCUUCGAAGACAGCCAUUACAAGUUCUACCUGCCUCCCACGUUCACGCUCACACUGCUCGUGCCCUGUGUCGUGAUCCUGGCCAAAGGCCUGUUCCUGCUCCCCUGCUUCAGCCGCAGGCUCUCCAAAAUCCGGAGGGGCUGGGAGAAGGAUGGUGGCGUCAAGUUUACUCUGCCCAUGGACCACGCCCUGGCCCAGAAGACGAGCCACGUGUGAGGUGCCUGCCUCUGACCCCAGAAACCAGACACGGGCAGGACAGUGCCCUGGGCCUGUCAGGGCUGCUUUUCUGGGUCAUGCGGUCUGGUGAAAUUAUGCGCCAAGUGGUGGUUCGAGGUCUGAAUUCCUGGGACCCACAUGUAUGCGGUAAUAUUCAGAAUGGCACACGCACAGGUGUGACAUAUAUGUUCAUAUAGAUUUCAUAUAUAUAACGGGAUUUGCAUUUAUACUUACUUAGCUAAAAAGUUGAGUCCCUGAGAUUUCAACUUGUAGAUUUAAAAGCCAGUGCCAGACGUUAGGAGAACAGCACCUCACCCUAUGGGGAUCGCUGCAGGGACGGACACACACUCUGCACAGAAAAGGCGGUGAGUGGCUUGUACCUUGGUGGAUUCGAUCCAUUUGUGUUCCCACUCCCUUUUUGCUGCUUUCCCGAGGCUUUUGCAGAGCCGGGGCUCUAAGGGGGCAGAUAAGAGCGCGGCCUGGAGCCAGAUUUGGUGCACUGGGCUAAAGAGUCUCCAGCAAGCAAGCAGAGCAGGGGGAGGCCUCCGCCCUCAUUCACCUUCGGCAGCAGCAGGAGGUCAGGGCCCGUGGGGGGUGAGGCUGCUGUCUGUACCCUGGGAGCCAAUUGUUGAGUGGUCCUUUGCCAGGUCGAGGGGGCAGGGGGAUCGGGGCCCAAGCUGAUCUCCCCAGUCCUCCCUGAGCUGGGGAGAUUUUUUUUUUCCCUGAAAGUCCGAAGUCACCACAGGGGCGGCACAUUGAUCUCUUGUGGGAGUGUGAAGUCACCUCCGUGCAGGAGCUACUAAUGAACCAUCUUGAGAACAAGUGUAAUUUCUUUCCCUCCUUUAAGUUGGUGAUGACCGCUCUUUAAACCACUGUGCCUUCUCACCUUUCAGAUCAUUAGUGCGGAUAUCUCUUAGGAAGGCCCAGAGCAGGCCCUCUAAAAGUCAGCCCGAGGGGGAGGGGAAAACAAGGCAGACAGCGCUCAGCAUCCCAACUAAGGCUUUCCUGGGCCCCACCCAGCACACGGAAGGACUGAUUGUCUCCACUGAAUCCGUCCCGUGGAAAAACACGGGGGACCUCAUCGGUAUGUCCCCGCUGCUGCUGCCGGGCAGAGAACCAGCCAGAAAACCACACUGGCUCCAAGUUCCCCACUGCUCCAGGGAAACAGGGAGAACGUGGGCAACAGGACACCCCAAGAAUCACCAACCCCAGGCGGUCACACUUCAGAAUCAUUGGGGAGGGUCUUUUCUACCAAAGCUACAAACUUGAAGUGCUGCUACCCCAAAGCACAAGAGGCUGGACCACAGCCAGGGUCAUAGGACGCAUGUCCUCAAAUCCCAUGCUUGUUCCUAUUGAAACCGCUUUUAUGUCCCCUGUGGAGAAAAAGCUGUUUUGGGCUGAGCCCCCGCACCCUAGAACCAGGAUGAUCUGUCACCUCCACAAAAAAAGCACCUAUGAACACAAAGGGGAUAAAGCCCCAAUGGAAGACACAAGUGAGGCAAACGCUGAACUCUGCUCUGAAUGGGGAGCUCUGGUCAUGCUUAUGGCUCAGGUCUUCCCGGCCAGAGGGCAUCUUAGGAACAGAGAGUCGAGCCAGCAAAGGCUAAUAAGACCCCUGUGAGAAGAGGAGGUCCCUGCUUCCCUCAGGGAGGCCUCAGGAGCCCAUGUCUGUAGAGCACAUUAGGGUCCUUUAGUGAAAAGGGGGGGAAAAAAAAAAAGCCAAGUGCAAGAAUAUCUCAUUAGGCCAGUGACUGAUGGAGGGAAGGCGGUGCAGGCGAAGCUGUGUGCUUCCUGCUGAUGUUUUCCAUCUGCUGCUUCAAGGCUGAGCGGCAGAAGCUUGUCUUCCAAAUGGGCCCCGAUGGAGCGGCCGCCGAGUUCCUCGGAGAAGCUCACUGGAAAGGAGGCAGGCGAAGCACAGAUUCCAGCAUUCGAUUCAUAAAAUGAGGGCCCGUGCAUUUCCUGCUGAUUGGAAGCAGGGAGAACAGGGGCACCUGGGAUCCACUAGGGCUCUCCAACCCCAGUCAGUAUUGGCUGCCUUCCUUCUCCAGCCCUCCCUGGGCCCAGGGAAUUUCCUUAUACCAAAGAUGCUGACAUCCAGCAACAUCCAGUAUGCUCCCUCCCCUUCCCUGCCCACCUCCUGCUGCAGGUGCUCCUAGGGGAGGGAACUGGUUCCAAGGUGGGUGGCAGGAGGGAACAAGUGCAGCAGAGGACCUGGCUGCCUACCAGCUGGACAAUCAACUCAUGAAAGGCAGGAUGUGCUGUGUGCUUGGGCUUGAUCUGGUGUCUGUUGCUCUUCCCUACCUCACCAGGCAGCUGGCAACAGCAUCCCCAUGAGAGCAAGUCACUCCCUUUCAGCCUGGUAAACUCUGUGUGCCUCUGGGUACAAAAGUGCCUGAACCAAUGUGCUCCAGAAGUCCUAAAUGCCAUGGUCUGAGGUUGACGUUUAAAAUCAAUGCCACUGAAACAGUCUGUGUAUUUUGCGUUUACCUUGUAGAGCUUGUCUAAGAAGCAGCAAAAAUAAACACCUAACCUUCUGUGAA
Messenger RNA from Zalophus californianus (California sea lion), 4275 nucleotides. RefSeq names its product STEAP3 metalloreductase (gene STEAP3). Gene Ontology annotation, cellular component: plasma membrane; endosome. The record is from RefSeq and is a predicted model, not a curated record. Bases 269 to 1735 code for a protein of 488 amino acids. The transcript is spliced from 5 exons. Gene Ontology annotation, molecular function: ferric-chelate reductase (NADPH) activity; cupric reductase (NADH) activity. Gene Ontology annotation, biological process: copper ion import. NCBI's taxonomy places the organism in Eukaryota, Metazoa, Chordata, Mammalia, Carnivora, Otariidae.